This is a messenger RNA of Camelina sativa (false flax), 1433 nucleotides long. The record is from RefSeq and is a predicted model, not a curated record. Lineage: Eukaryota; Viridiplantae; Streptophyta; Magnoliopsida; Brassicales; Brassicaceae.
ACAUCCAUACCGUCAGAUUCAUAACUCAUACCUCUUGUAGCAAUAAUUUUUUGAACUCUCAUAUGGGAAAUAAUACCUCCCGAAAUAAAGCUUCAUCUUCGUCAGAAGGUUCAUUUAUACCUCCCGAAAUAUGGGAAGUAAUAUUUGGUAGUGUUCCAGCCGAAGCUUUAAAACGAUUCAAGUUGACGUGCAGAAGUUGGAAUGCUCUGUUGAAAGAUAAGAGAUUCAUCUACGAUCAUCUAGAGCAGGUCCAAGAACAUAUCAUACGAAUCACUGAUAAGGUUCAGAUCAUUAAUCCCGCGUCCAACGCCGAUCAUUCCUCUUUACCACUCCCGAAUGAGUUUCAAGGAAGCGGUAAGCUGUCUGAUAUUGUUCAUUGCGAUGGGUUAUUGCUAUGCAUCUUUCAUCAUCCCAAAAGACUCGCUGUUUGGAACCCUUGUUUUAACCGAGUUAGAUGGGUCACCAAACCUAGGAAAUCUUAUGCAGUUGAUGAUUUUUACGGCAUUGGAUAUGAUGGUGUAUCUCGUGAUAACUACAAAAUCUUGAGAAUUUACAAUAAAGAUAUUUUUGAAGACAACGGGUUCCCCACGGAUAAGUAUGACCCACCGGUUGAGAUCUACGACCUCAAGUCAAAUUCUUGGAAAACUCUUGACAGUCCUUUGGAUUGGUGUGUAUACUCACCGUGCGCUGGUGUGUCCUUAAAAGGAAAUAUGUAUUGGAUUGCUGGAGAAAAUCAUGGCCCACCAUUUAUCCAAAGUUUUGAUUUUUCCACGGAGAGAUUCAAGCAUAUGAGCAUAAUUCCUUUCGGCUGUGGUGCAUAUGAUAAUGUAGCCUUAUCAGCUUUUAGAGGAGAUAAGCUUUCUUUGCUUCGCCAACCCAUAGACGAAGAACAUUAUCAACUAGGGGAGAUUGAGGUAUGGGUCACAAACAGUGUCAAAGAUAGGGUUGUUUCUUGGACCAAAUUGUUUGUUGUGUGGAGACCUGAUCUGCCACAAUUUAAUCUCGGGGAAGAUCCUCCUCAUUCGAUGUUUUUUAUUGACCAAAAGAAUAGGAUUAACGUUACAUGUUCUGAAAGAUUAGUAACCAGUGGAAGCAACUGUAUUUGCGUCAACUUAUACAUUAUUGGAAAAGAUGGAUUCAAAAAAAAAGAGAUGGAAACACAUAGGGAGGAAAAGGAAUGGACAUAUUACUCUGGUUAUAUAUAUCUUCCAAGUCUAGUUCCGGUUCCAUAGUAUGAGGAUAUGCAUCUGCCCUCAAAAAAAAAAAAAAAAAGCAUACCGUUAAAUUUAAUGUUUUGUGAUAUAUUUUAUGCUAGCUCUAACUAAACUAAAUAAUUUAUAAAUAUUUUGUCAAAUCCCGUGGCAUCAUUAUGUAAGGAUAUAAAUAUAUUUCUGUUCAAGGCUUAAUGGUCGUUGUUUUGUGGAUUAAUUAGU